Molecule: messenger RNA, 897 nt
Organism: Microstroma glucosiphilum
Lineage: Eukaryota; Fungi; Basidiomycota; Exobasidiomycetes; Microstromatales; Microstromataceae
Exons: 4
Coding region: 1-897 (298 amino acids)
Biological process (GO): siderophore biosynthetic process
Source: RefSeq, a predicted model, not a curated record
AUGUCAGCCUCCGCCAGCCUACCUGCACCACCUCCAGCCUCUGUCCCAGCCAGCUUGUCUGCACGCUCCAUUCAGCCUGUCCCUCUCAGAAAGCCCUCUCAGAGUCCCGCGAGGUCCAGCACCACCUUUUCGCAGAGCCACAUUGCCUCGACUGCGGUAAUUGAUGAGCUUCUACCUCAUUGGCGCAAAUCCCGCGAGCAAGACCCCUCCGCCCGCCCGUCCCUCUACCACGAUGCUUCCCAACCGACCAAGAGCCCCCUUUUCUCACGGAGAAUAGACUGGCUGCCUUCGCCCAAUGUACUUCACUACGUCCCCAUCUCCCUCAGUCCUGAGAUUGCCGCCUCAGGCUCGUCCUCGAGUCACCUGAAGCUCUUUACGCGAUGGCAGAGCGACGAACGAGUCUCUGCCUGGUGGAACCAGGCCUGGAGCGAAGAGGAGCAGCGCAAAUUUCUCGCCGAGGUGCAGGACAAGGAUGACUCACUGGGUCUUGUAGGCUACUGGUCAGACUCUAUAGAGGAGCUCGGAGAGCCGUGGGGAUACGUGGAGCUCUAUUGGGCCAAGACCUCUUCGAUACGAGACUUCUAUGACUAUCCUCAAUUCACUCUUGGAUUCCACGCCCUAGUCGGAGAGAACAGGUUCAGGGGCCCCGACAGGGUACGGGCUUGGAUGGGCAGUGCCGUCUACCUUGCCUUUGCUCUGGAAGAGCGGUGCAAUCUGGUCGUCUCAGAGCCCAACAUCAAGAAUCAGAAGAUGGUUGACUACGAAUGCGAGUGUGGAGGAGUCGUGGAAAAGCCCAUCGAUCUACCGCACAAGCGAGCGGCGCUGGUCUUCUUCCACAAGGACACAUUUCAGAAGCUCUGGCCCAUCGGCGGACGUCAGGCGUUAGGUCGGGAGUAG